AGGCUCUUUGACACGAGAGAGAAGCAAGAAUCUCUUCUUUUUGCGACGCUUUCCGUCGCAAGGUACCAAAACCCAGCAACAAUGCUUCUCUUCUUCGUGCUCUUCCUCGCCGCCGGCACCAACCCCUCCUUUGUCCAUGCUCAACCACUCCCUCCGAGCCCGAGCGCAAGUCCAAGUCUGCGCCCCAAAAGCAUCUUCCUCCUUGCCGGGCAGAGCAACAUGGCCGGCCGAGGCGGAGUGGUCAACGGCACAUCCACCGGUUGGAUCGCCACAUGGGACGGCAUCGUCCCUCCCGAGUGUGGUCCUAACCCGUCAAUCCUCCGGCUCACAGCGAACCUCACAUGGGUCAAGGCACGGGAGCCGCUCCACGCGGACAUCGACACAAACAAGACAAACGGGAUCGGCCCCGGCAUGGCAUUCGCCAACACCAUCCUAGGCCAGGAUCGGAGUCUUGGCUCGGUGGGGCUGGUGCCGUGCGCGGUCGGCGGGACGAGGAUAAGCGAGUGGGAGAGAGGGUCGUUCUUGUACGACCAGUUGAUGAGGCGGGCGCGAGCGAGGACGAGUGACGGCGGGACAAUCAGGGCGCUCUUGUGGUACCAAGGUGAGAGCGACACGGUGGCGGAAAGCGACGCCGCGCUGUACAAAAGGAGGUUGGAGAAGUUCUUCUCGGAUGUGAGAGCUGAUCUGCAGUCGCCUGAGCUACCAAUUCUCCAGGUGGCUAUUGCGUCGGGACAAGGACCUUUCACCGAGACAGUGAGAAAGGCUCAACUCGGGCUUGACCUACCGAACGUGCAAACUGUCGACGCCAAGGGACUGCCUCUUGAACCCGACCAGCUCCACCUAACCACCCCGGCUCAAGUCCAGCUUGGCCGGAUGCUGGCCGGCGCUUUCCUCCGUUCUAUGUCUCGCUCCGCCUCGCUUGUGGGUGAAGCUUCCACGAGUGGUCCAAAUUUGGUAAUCCAUGUGUUGGCGUUCUUCAUGUGGAAAUUUGUUAGAGCAGUUUUGAUGAACAGAUGAUUAAUGAUUUUUUGGAUUGGAUGGUGAUUAAUGAUUGAUUGUUUUGGACUUAGACUGAAAAUUGCUGAAGAGCGUAGAGAAACGUGAGAUCCAAUUGUCGUUUAGAUGGAUAUACAUGAAAAAUGAGAUAAUUGCUAUUUUAGU
Rhodamnia argentea is the source of this 1161-nucleotide messenger RNA. RefSeq names its product probable carbohydrate esterase At4g34215. The transcript has 2 exons. The record is from RefSeq and is a predicted model, not a curated record. Lineage: Eukaryota; Viridiplantae; Streptophyta; Magnoliopsida; Myrtales; Myrtaceae. Bases 82 to 1017 code for a protein of 311 amino acids.